This is a messenger RNA of Guillardia theta CCMP2712, 792 nucleotides long. RefSeq lists its product as hypothetical. The transcript is spliced from 3 exons. The coding region runs from base 1 to 792 and encodes 263 amino acids. Gene Ontology annotation, molecular function: protein binding. Lineage: Eukaryota; Cryptophyceae; Pyrenomonadales; Geminigeraceae. The record is from RefSeq and is a predicted model, not a curated record.
AUGACUGUUCAAAAGAGCAAGAACGAGGUCAGAGUGAGCGAGGCGGGAGGGAUGGAGGCGGUAGUAAGGGCAAUGGAAAAGCAUGCGGCGCAUGCGGGGGUACAGGAGGCAGCUUGCAGGGCUCUGGGCAACAUGACUUUUUACAAAGAGAUUCUUGCAGAGGCAAAUCAGAUCAGGGCGGCGGCGGCUGGUGGGAUUGAGGGGGUAGUGAGGGCGAUGGUGAGGCAUAGGAGGGAUUUGAAGGUACAGAAGUCAACCUGCAGGGCCCUGAGGAGCAUGACUUCUGGAGACAAGGAGAAUCGGGUCAGAGCGGGGGCGGCGGGAGGGAUCGAAGCAGUUGUCAAGGGGAUGAAGAAGCAUGGGGAAAAUCCAGAAGUGCAGGAGGCAGCGUGCGGGGCUCUGGGCAGCAUGACUGCUGGCAACAGGAAGACUCAGGAAAGGGCGAACAAGGCAGGAGGGGUCGAGGCGGUGGUGAGGGCGAUGGAGAAGCAUGGGAAUCACGCGGCAGUACAAGAGGCAGCUUGCAAAUCUCUGCACAGACUGACUGCUGGCAACAAAGAGAACAAGGUCAAGGCAGAUGCGGCGGGAGGGGUGGAGGCGGUAGUAAGAGCGAUGCAGCAACACGGGGAGAACGCGGGGCUACAGGAGGCAGCUUGCAGAGCUCUGAUCAGCAUGUCAAACAACAACGCUGGGAUCCGGCAACGUGUCGCAAGUCUUGAUGGGAUGGACAUGGCAAGAAGAGCAUUUGAGGUUCACCAACUCAGUGUCGCUCAACAACUUGUGUCGCAGUGA